Messenger RNA from Coregonus sp. 'balchen', 25432 nucleotides. The record is from the annotation of a GenBank genome assembly. NCBI's taxonomy places the organism in Eukaryota, Metazoa, Chordata, Actinopteri, Salmoniformes, Salmonidae.
AUGGACUACCAGGCUAAGGGUAUGUGCCUCUAUCUACUCAGAGUGUAGAGUGAGCCUCAGUCUUCUUUGGCUACUGUGGACGCCAGAGGUUUACCUAAAGAGGCUAUGGUUGUGAAGAAUGGCUGUUCUGAGGAACGUUGGGAAGGCGUUGGAGGAGAGGAGCUGUGCCAGAAUCUAAGUUGUCUAAACAAGACUUGAUCAUCUGCAUCAUAAAUGAUUGAGUGUGUGUCCCCCUACUCCACAUGUCUCCUACUAGGCUGUGUGUGUGUGCCCCCCUACUCCACAGUGAUCCUGUCACCACAGGUCUCCUACUAGGCUGUGUGUGUGCCCCUACUCCACAGUGAUCCUGUCACCACAGGUCUCCUACUAGGCUGUGUUGUGCCCCUACUCCACAGUGAUCCUGUCACCACAGUCUCCUACUAGGCUUGUGGCCCCCUCCACAGUGAUCCUGUCACCAAGGUCUCCUACUAGGCUGUGUGUGGCCCCUACUCCACGUGAUCCGUCACCACAGGUCUCCUACUAGCUGUGUGUGUGCCCCUACUCCACAGUGAUCCUGUCACACAGGUCUCCUACUAGGCUUGGUUGUGCCCCCUACUCCACAGUGAUCCUGUCACCACAGGUCUCCUACUAGGCUGUGUGUGUGCCCCCCUACUCCACAGUGAUCCUGUCACCACAGGUCUCCUACUAGGCUGUGUUGUGCCCCCUACUCCACAGUGAUCCUGUCACCACAGGUCUCCUACUAGGCUGUGUGUGGCCCCCUACUCCACAGUGAUCCUGUCACACAGGUCUCCUACUAGGGUGUGUGUGCCCCUACUCCACAGUGAUCCUGUCACAAGUCUCUACUAGGCUGUUGUGUGCCCCCUACUCCACAGUGUCUCCACAGGCUUGUGGUGUGUGUGCCCCCCUACUCCACAGUGAUCCUGUCACCACAGGUCUCCUACUAGGCUGUGUGUGUGCCCCCCUACUCCACAGUGAUCCUGUCACCACAGGUCUCCUACUAGGCUGUGUGUGUGCCCCCCUACUCCACAGUGAUCCUGUCACCACAGGUCUCCUACUAGGCUGUGUGUGUGCCCCCUACUCCACAGUGAUCCUGUCACCACAGGUCUCCUACUAGGCUGUGUGUGCGCCCCUACUCCACAGUGAUCCUGUCACCACAGGUCUCCUACUAAGGCUGUGUGGUGUGCCCCCUACUCCACAGUGAUCCUGUCACCACAGGUCUCCUACUAGGCUGUGUGUGUGCCCCCCUACUCCACAGUGAUCCUGUCACCCACAGGUCUCCUACUAGGCUGUGUGUGUGCCCCCCUACUCCACAGUGAUCCUGUCACCACAGGUCUCCUACUAGGCUGUGUGUGCCCCCCUACUCCACAGUGAUCCUGUCACCACAGGUCUCCUACUAGGCUGUGUGCGCGCCCCCUACUCCACAGUGAUCCUGUCACCACAGGUCUCCUACUAGGCUGUGUGUGUGCCCCCUACUCCACAGUGAUCCUGUCACCACAGGUCUCCUACUAGGCUGUGUGUGUGCCCCCCUACUCCACAGUGAUCCUGUCACCACAGGUCUCCUACUAGGCUGUGUGUGCCCCCCUACUCCACAGUGAUCCUGUCACCACAGGUCUCCUACUAGGCUGUGUGUGCCCCCCUACUCCACAGUGAUCCUGUCACCACAGGUCUCCUACUAGGCUGUGUGUGUGCCCCCCUACUCCACAGUGAUCCUGUCACCACAGGUCUCCUACUAGGCUGUGUGUGCGCCCCCCUACUCCACAGUGAUCCUGUCACCACAGGUCUCCUACUAGGCUGUGUGUGCUGCCCCCCCUACUCCACAGUGAUCCUGUCACCACAGGUCUCCUACUAGGCUGUGUGUGUGUGCCCCCCUACUCCACAGUGAUCCUGUCACCACAGGUCUCCUACUAGGCUGGUGUGUUGCCCCCCGACUCCACAGUGAUCUGUCACCACAGGUCCCUACUAGGCUGUGUGUGCGCCCCCCUACUCCACAGUGAUCCUGUCACCACAGGUCUCCUACUAGGCUGUUGUGGGUGCCCCCUACUCCACAGUGAUCCUGUCACCACAGGUCUCCUACUAGGCUGUGUGUGUGCGCCCCCUACUCCACAGUGAUCCUGUCACCACAGGUUCCCUACUAGGCUGUGUGUGCCCCCCUACUCCACAGUGAUCCUGUCACCACAGGUCCUCCUACUAGGCUGUGUGUGUGCCCCCCUACUCCACAGUGAUCCUGUCACCACAGGUCUCCUACUAGGCUGUGUGUGCCCCCCCUACUCCACAGUGAUCCUGUCACCACAGGUCUCCUACUAGGCUGUGUGUGCCCCCCUACUCCACAGUGAUCCUGUCACCACAGGUCUCCUACUAGGCUGUGUGUGUGUGCCCCCCUACUCCACAGUGAUCCUGUCACCACAGGUCUCCUACUAGGCUGUGUGUGUGCCCCCCCUACUCCACAGUGAUCCUGUCACCACAGGUCUCCUACUAGGCUGUGUGUGUGCCCCCCUACUCCACAGUGAUCCUGUCACCACAGGUCUCCUACUAGGCUGGUGUGUGCCCCCCUACUCCACAGUGAUCCUGUCACCACAGGUCUCCUACUAGGCUGUGUGUGCCCCCCUACUCCACAGUGAUCCUGUCACCACAGGUCUCCUACUAGGCUGUGUUGUGGCCCCCUACUCCACAGUGAUCCUGUCACCACAGGUCUCCUAACUAGGCUGUGUGUGCCCCCUACUCCACAGUGAUCCUGUCACCCACAGGUCUCCUACUAGGCUGUGUGUGUGCCCCCCUACUCCACAGUGAUCCUGUCACCACAGGUCUCCUACUAGGCUGUGUGUUGCCCCCUACUCCACAGUGAUCCUGUCACCAACAGGUCUCCUACUAGGCUGUGUGGUGCCCCCCUACUCCACAGUGAUCCUGUCACAACCAGGUCUCCUACCUAGGCUUUGUGUGUGCCCCCUACUCCACAGUGAUCCUGUCCACCACAGGUCUCCUACUAUAGGCUGUUUGUGUGCGCCCCCUCCACAGUGAAUCCUGUCACCAAGGGUCCGCCUACUAUGGCUUGUGUGUGCCCCCCACUACUCCAACAGUGAUCCUGUCACCACAGGUCUCCUACUUAGGCUGUGUGUGCGCCCCCUACUCUCCACAGUGAUCCUGUCACCCACAUGGUCUCCUACUAGGCUGUGUGUGCCCCCCCCUACUCCACAGUGAUCCCUUUCCACCACAGGUCCUCCUACUAGGCUUUGUGUGUGCCCCCCUACUCCACAGUGACAUCCUGUCAACCACAGGUCUCCUACUAGGAAGUGUGCGGGUGUGUGUGCCCUCCUACUCCACAGUGAUCCUGUCACCACAGGGUCUCCUACUAGGGGCUGUUGUGUGCCCCCCUACUUUCUCACAGUGGAUCCCUGUCACCACAGGUCUCCUACUAGGCUGUUUGGUGCCCCCUACUCCACAGUGAUCCUGUCACCACAGGUCUCCUACUAGGCUGUGGGUGCCCCCUACUCCACAGUGAUCCUGUCACCACAGGUCUCCUACUAGGCUUGUGUGCCCCCUACUCCACAGGAUCCUGUCACACAGGUCUCCUCCACUAGGCUGUGUGCCCCCCUACUCCACAGUGAUCCUGUCACCACAGGUCAUCCUACUAGGCUGGUGUGUGUUGCCCCCUACUCCACAGUGAUCCUGUCACCACAGGUUCCCUACUAGGCUGUGUGUGCCCCCCUACUCCACCAGUGAUCCUGUCACCACAGGUCUCCUACUAGGCUGUGGUGUGCCCCCUUCUCCACAGUGAUCCUGUCCACCACAGGUCUCCUAUUAGGCAGUGUGUGGUUGUUGCCCCCUACUCCACAGUGAUCCUGUCACCACAGGUCUCCUACUAGGCUGUGUGUGGUGUGUUGUGCCCCCUACUCCACAGUGAUCCUGUCACCACAGGUCUCCUACUAGGCUGUGUGUGCCCCCCUACUCCACAGUGAUCCUGUCACCACAGGUCUCCUACUAGGCUGUGUGUGUGUGUGUGCCCCCCCUACUCCACAGUGAUCCUGUCACCACAGGUCUCCUACUAGGCUGUGUGCCCCCUACUCCACAGUGAUCCUGUCACCACAGGUCUCCUACUAGGCUGUGUGCCCCCUACUCCACAGUGAUCCUGUCACCACAGGUCUCCUACUAGGCUGUGUGCCCCCUACUCCACAGUGAUCCUGUCACCACAGGUCUCCUACUAGGCUGUGUGUGUGCCCCUACUCCACAGUGAUCCUGUCACCACAGGUCUCCUACUAGGCUGUGUGCCCGCCCCUACUCCACAGUGAUCCUGUCACCACAGGUCUCCUACUAGGCUGUGUGUGUGCCCCUACUCCACAGUGACCCUGUCACCACAGGUCUCCUACUAGGCUGUGUGCGCGCCCCUACUCCACAGUGAUCCUGUCACCACAGGUCUCCUACUAGGCUGUGUGUGGUGUGUGUGUGCCCCCCUACUCCACAGUGAUCCUGUCACCACAGGUCUCCUACUAGGCUGUGUGUGGUGUGUGUGUGUGCCCCCCUACUCCACAGUGAUCCUGUCACCACAGGUCUCCUACUAGGCUGUGUGUGCCCCCCUACUCCACAGUGAUCCUGUCACCACAGGUCUCCUACUAGGCUGUGUGUGUGUGUGCCCCCCUACUCCACAGUGAUCCUGUCACCACAGGUCUCCUACUCGGCUGUGUGUGUGCCCCCCUACUCCACAGUGAUCCUGUCACCACAGGUCUCCUACUAGGCUGUGUGUGUGCCCCCCUACUCCACAGUGAUCCUGUCACCACAGGUCUCCUACUAGGCUGUGUGUGUGCCCCCUACUCCACAGUGAUCCUGUCACCACAGGUCUCCUACUAGGCUGUGUGUGUGCCCCCUACUCCACAGUGAUCCUGUCACCACAGGUCUCCUACUAGGCUGUGUGUGCCCCCCUACUCCACAGUGAUCCUGUCACCACAGGUCUCCUGCUAGGCAGUGUGUGUGCCCCCCUACUCCACAGUGAUCCUGUCACCACAGGUCUCCUACUAGGCUGUGUGUGCCCCCCUACUCCACAGUGAUCCUGUCACCACAGGUCUCCUACUAGGCUGUGUGUGUGCCCCCCUACUCCACAGUGAUCCUGUCACCACAGGUCUCCUACUAGGCUGUGUGUGUUCCCCCCUACUCCACAGUGAUCCUGUCACCACAGGUCUCCUACUAGGCUGUGUGUGCCCCUACUCCACAGUGAUCCUGUCACCACAGGUCUCCUACUAGGCUUUGUGUGUGCCCCCCUACUCCACAGUGAUCCUGUCACCACAGGUCUCCUACUAGGCUGUGUGUGUUUGCCCCCCUACUCCACAGUGAUCCUGUCACCACAGGUCUCCUACUAGGCUGUGUGUGCCCCCUACUCCACAGUGAUCCUGUCACCACAGGUAUCCUACUAGGCUGUGUGUGUGCCCCCCUACUCCACAGUGAUCCUGUCACCACAGGUCUCCUACUAGGCUGUGUGUGUGCCCCCCUACUCCACAGUGAUCCUGUCACCACAGGUCUCCUACUAGGCUGUGUGUGUGCCCCCCCUACUCCACAGUGAUCCUGUCACCACAGGUCUCCUACUAGGCUGUGUGUGUGCCCCCUACUCCACAGUGAUCCUGUCACCACAGGUCUCCUACUAGGCUGUGUGUGUUUGCCCCCCUACUCCACAGUGAUCCUGUCACCACAGGUCUCCUACUAGGCUGUGUGUGUGCCCCCCUACUCCACAGUGAUCCUUUGACCACAGGUCUCCUACUAGGCUGUGUGUGCCCCCUACUCCACAGUGAUCCUGUCACCACAGGUCUCCUACUAGGCUGUGUGUGUGCCCCCCCUACUCCACAGUGAUCCUGUCACCACAGGUCUCCUACUAGGCUGUGUGUGUUUGCCCCCCUACUCCACAGUGAUCCUGUCACCACAGGUCUCCUACUAGGCUGUGGUGUGCCCCCCUACUCCACAGUGAUCCUGUCACCACAGGUCUCCUACUAGGCUGUGUGUGUUUGCCCCCCUACUCCACAGUGAUCCUGUCACCACAGGUCUCCUACUAGGCUGUGUGUGCCCCCUACUCCACAGUGAUCCUGUCACCACAGGUAUCCUACUAGGCUGUGUGUGUGCCCCCCUACUCCACAGUGAUCCUGUCACCACAGGUCUCCUACUAGGCUGUGUGUGUGCCCCCCUACUCCACAGGUCUCCUACUAGGCUGUGUGUGUGCCCCCCUACUCCACAGUGAUCCUGUCACCACAGGUCUCCUACUAGGCUGUGUGUGUGCCCCCCUACUCCACAGUGAUCCUGUCACCACAGGUCUCCUACUAGGCUGUGUGUGUUUUGCCCCCCCUACUCCACAGUGAUCCUGUCACCACAGGUCUCCUACUAGGCUGUGUGUGUGCCCCCCUACUCCACAGUGAUCCUGUGACCACAGGUCUCCUACUAGGCUGUGUGUGCCCCCCUACUCCACAGUGAUCCUGUCACCACAGGUCUCCUACUAGGCUGUGUGUGUGCCCCCCUACUCCACAGUGAUCCUGUCACCACAGGUCUCCUACUAGGCUGUGUGUGUUUGCCCCCCUACUCCACAGUGAUCCUGUCACCACAGGUCUCCUACUAGGCUGUGUUCGCGCCCCUACUCCACAGUGAUCCUGUCACCACAGGUCUCCUACUAGGCUGUGUGUGCCCCCCUACUCCACAGUGAUCCUGUCACCACAGGUCUCCUACUAGGCUGUGUGUGCGCCCCCCUACUCCACAGUGAUCCUGUCACCACAGGUCUCCUACUAGGCUGUGUGUGCCCCCUACUCCACAGUGAUCCUGUCACCACAGGUCUCCUACUAGGCUGUGUGUGUGCCCCCUACUCCACAGUGAUCCUGUCACCACAGGUCUCCUACUAGGCUGUGUGUGUGCCCCCCUACUCCACAGUGAUCCUGUCACCACAGGUCUCCUACUAGGCUGUGUGUGUGCCCCUACUCCACAGUGAUCCUGUCACCACAGGUCUCCUACUAGGCUGUGUGUGCCCCCUACUCCACAGUGAUCCUGUCACCACAGGUCUCCUACUAGGCUGUGUGUGUGCCCCCCUACUCCACAGUGAUCCUGUCACCACAGGUCUCCUACUAGGCUGUGUGUGUGCCCCCCUACUCCACAGUGAUCCUGUCACCACAGGUCUCCUACUAGGCUGUGUGUGUGCCCUCCUACUCCACAGUGAUCCUGUCACCACAGGUCUCCUACUAGGCUGUGUGUGGUGUGUGUGUGUGCGCCCCUACUCCACAGUGAUCCUGUCACCACAGGUCUCCUACUAGGCAGCAGCGGGACACAGACUGUGUUUUAUAUACUGGAUUGUACAGAUAUCUGAUCUUUCUAGCCUCCAGCCCAGCCCAGCGGGGAUGUCAGUGUUGUGUGUUCACUCCUCACCAGAGAUCAGCUGAACAAAUGACACUAGGCUUACAUGUCCUGCCUUCAGAUACAUGCAGCACCUCUCCUCCCCACUCACUAGGUUGUGUAAUCUCUGGUUUGAGAACAUUUUAGCAUCCAAUUCAUAAGACCUCUGUGUCUAACUAACUGAAGUCCCCUCUAUCUAAAACUGUGGGGAAGAAAAGUAAUGUUGUCCUUGUCUCUCCAUCCCACUCCCUUUAUCAGUGUGUCUCAAACGGUGUGGAGGAGGAAUAUCACGUUGUCCUCUGAGUGGCCUGAAGACACUGCAGUACUGUAGUGGACGGACACUCCCCUUAACAUACUCUAACUCUCCCUGCAGUCAUUUAUCAGACACUGGGCUCUCUGAAACAGACGCCUGCCAGCAGAAAUCUCCUAAUCAGGAGAGAACUGCUUCUCAGCUAAAACAGUCUUUUUUAGUUUAGAAUCAAGUUACAUUUGAUCACACGCUUGGUAAAUGUAAUGAUGUCAUGUCAUAGUAUCGUGGGGACGAGGUUAGAGUUACGAGAUAAUUGUCUUGGUUCCACGGAGUCUACGUUCCGUUAUGUCAAAGGAGAUUACUGAUGUUUAGGAUAGCAUGAUGGAUGGACGGGAUACUGACGUGGGGUAACGAGGAAUAACAUCAGAAUGGGAGUGCCCAUUGACGAUGGCCAGAUGGGGUUGAAGAAAUGUGUAACCAAGAGUAUAAAAGAUGUGAGAUUUGUGUGUGUGUGUGUGGGCAGUUCAACUGACAAUGGGGCAAGGCUAUGUCCGUUUGUUAGAUGAACCCACGAGCUCGUGAUCAAAUAAAUACUUGGUAUAAAAUCUCCACAGAAUGUCUAAGUAAAUUCUUGCAUCCUCACUUCUCAAUACUAGAAACUCAUCAUAACAGUAAACAACAGGGGCUUCCUGACGGGCCGUUCCCAACCACGGAGAGAACAGGAGAAAUAAUAGAAAGAUAAUUACAUGAGGAAUAAAUACACAAUGAGUGACUAGUACAGAAUGCACCAAUUAGGUAGUACAGGGUCAAUGUUCUGUAGUCCCAUAUCUCAUUUAGUGUUCUGUAGUCCCAUAUCUCAUUUAGUGUUCUGUAGUCCCAUAUCUCAUUUAGUGUUCUGUAGUCCCAUAUCUCAUUUAGUGUUCUGUAGUUCCAUAUCUCAUAGUGUUCUGUAGUUCCAUAUCUCAAUGUUCUGUAGUCCCAUAUCUCAUCUAGUGUUCUGUAGUUCCAUAGUGUUCUGUAGUUCCAUAUCUCAUAUAGUGUUCUGUAGUUUCAUAUCUCAUAUAGUGUUCUGUUAGUUUCAUAUCUCAUAUAGUGUUCUGUAGUUUCAUAUCUCAUAUAGUGUUCUGUAGUUUCAUAUCUCAUAUAGUGUUCUGUAGUUCCAUAUCUCAAUGUUCUGUAGUCCCAUAUCUCAUCUAGUGUUCUGUAGUUCCAUAUCUCAUAGUGUUCUGUAGUUCCAUAGUGUUCUGUAGUUCCAUAGUGUUCUGUAGUCCCCCCUAAAUCUCAUAUAGUUUCUGUAGUCCCAUAUCUCAUAUAGUUUCGUAGUCCAUCUCAUUAGUGUUCUGUAGUUCCAUAUUCAUAGUGUUCUGUACGUACACUAUAAUAUAGUGUACUGUAGUGCAUAUCUAAUUGAUAGGUGUACUGUAGUUUUAAUAUUCAUAUAGUGUUCUGUAGUUUAAUCUCUUAGUGUUAGUAGGUUCAUUCUUUAGUGUUCUGUAGUUCCAAUCUCAUAUAUAGUGUUCUGUAUAGUUCCUAUCUCAUAGUGUUCUUGUAGUUCAUAUCUCCUAUAGUGUUCUUGUUAGUUUCAUAUCUCAUAUUUAGUGUUCUUAGUUUCCUAUCUCUUAGUGUUCUGUGUUUCAUAUUCUCAUUUAGUGUUCUGUAGUUUCAUAUCUCAUUAUAGUGUCUGUUAGGCCCAUAUCUCAUAUCGUGCCUCUGUAGUCCAUAAUCUCAUAUAGUGUUCAUGUAGUUCCAUAUCUCAUAGUGUUCUGUAGGUUUUCCAUAUUCAUAUAGUUUCUUUAGUUCCAAUUCAUUAGUGUCUGCUAGUUCCAUAUCUCCAUAUAGUGGUAUGUAGUUCCAUAUCUCAUAUAGUGUUCUGUAGUUCCAUAGUGUUUUCUGUAGUUCCCAAUAUCAACAAAUCAUAUAGUGUCUGUAGUUCCAUAUCUCAUCUAGUGUUCCUGUAGUUCCAUAUCUCAUAGUGUUCUGUAGUUCCAUAUCUCAUAUAGUGUUCUGUAGUUCCAUAUCUCAUAUAGUGUUCUGUAGUUCCAUAUCUCAUAGUGUUCUGUAGUUCCAUAUCUCAUAGUGUUCUGUAGUCCCAUAUCUCAUAGUGUUCUGUAGUUCCAUAUCUCAUAGUGUUCUGUAGUUCCACAUCUCAUAGUGUUCUGUAGUUCCAUAUCUCAUAUAGUGUUCUGUAGUUCCAUAUCUCAUAGUGUUCUGCAGUUCCAUAUCUCAUAGUGUUCUGUAGUUCCAUUAUCUAUAUAGUGUUCUGUAGUUCCAUAUCUAAUAGUGUUCUGUAGUUUCCAUAUCUCAUAGUGUUCUGUAGUUCCAUAUCUCAUAGUGUUCUGUAGUUCCCACCGCUCAUAGUUGGUCUGUAGUUCCAUAUCUCAUAUAGUGUUAUGAGUUCCAUAUCUCAUAGUGUCUGACGGUCCAUAUCUCAUAGGUUCUGUAGUUCCAUAUCUCAAUGUUCUGUAGUGCAAGUGUUCUGAGUUCCAUAUCUCAUAGUGUCUGUAGUCCCAUAUCUAAUAUAGUGUUCUGUAGUUCCAUAUCUCAUAUAGUGUUCUGUAGUUACUAUCUUCAUAUAGUGUUCUGUAGUUCCAUAUCUCAUAGAGUGUUCGUUAGUUCCAUCUCAGUUAGGGUUCUGUAGUUCCAAUCAAUAGUGGUCUGUAGUUCCAUAUCUCAUUAGUGGUUGAGUUCAUAUCUCAUAUAGUGUUCUGUAGUUUCAUAUCUCUUAGUGGUUCUGUAGUUCAUAUAUCAUUAGUGUUCUGUAUUUCAUAUUUUAUAGUGUUAUGUCGUUCCAAUCUCAUAUCGGUUCUGUAGUUCCAUAGUGUUCUGUAGUGCCAUAUCUCAUCUAGUGUUCUGUGUAGAUUCAAUAUAUCAUAUAGUGUUUAGUUCCAUAUUCAUAGAGUGUUCUGUAGUUCCAUAUCUUCAUAUAGUGUUUCUGUAGUUCCAUCAUUCUCAUAGUGUUCUGUAGUUCCAUAUAUAUCAUAGUGUUAUGUAGUACAUAUUCAUAGUUGUGCUCGUAGUUAAUAUCUCAUAGGGUUCUGUAGUUCAAAUUCUAUAGUGUAUGUAGUUCACAAUCUAUAUUUGUUCUGUGUAGUUUCCAUAUCUCAUAGUGUUUCUGCAGUUCCAUAUCUUCAUAUAGUGUUCUGUAGUUCCAUAUAUCAUUAAGUGUUUCUGUGUUCCAUAUCUAUAGUGUUAUGUAGUUCCAUAUCUCAUAGUGUUUCUGUAGUUCUAUCUCAUAAGUGUUCUGUAAGUUCCAAAUCUAUAGUGUCUGUCGUUCCAUAUCUCAUUAUCGUGAGUCUGUAGUUCAAUAUCUCAUAGUGUCUGCCGUUCCAGUAUCUCAUAGUGUCUGUAGUUCAUAUUAAAAGUUCUGUAGUGCCAUCGUGUUCUUGUAGUUCCAUUAACUCAUAGUGUUCUGUAGUUCCAUAUCGCAUAUAGUGUCUGUUAGUUAAUAAUCAUAUAGGGUUAUGUUAGUCCAUAUCUAAAUAGUGUUCUGUAGUCCCAUAGUGUUCUGUAGUUCCAUAUCUCAUCUAGGUUCUGUAGUUUCCAUAUCUCAUAUAGUGUUCUGUAGUUCCAGAUCUAUAGAGUGUCUGUAGUUCCAUAUAUCAUGAUAGUGUUCUGUAGUUACAUCUCAUAGUGUUCUGUAGUUACCAUAUGAUAAUAGUGUUGCGUUAGUACCAUAUCUCAUAGUGUUAUGUAGUUUCCAUAUCUCAUAGUGUUCUGUAGUUUCAAUCUAAUAUAGUGUUCUGUAGUUCCAUAUCUCGUGAUGAGUGUUUCUGUAGUUUCCUAUAUCAUAGGGUUCUGCAGUUCCAUAUCUCAUAUAGUGUUCUGUAGUCAAUAUCUCUACAGGUUCGUAGUUCCAUAUCUCAUUAGUGUUCUGUAGUUCCAUAUCUCAUAGUGUUCUGUAGUUCCAUAUCUCAUAGUGUUCUGUAGUUCCACAUCUCAUAGUGUUCUGUAGUUCCAUAUCUCAUAUAGUGUUCUGUAGUUCCAUAUCUCAUAGUGUUCUGCAGUUCCCAUAUCUCAUAGUGUUCUGUAGUUCCAUAUCUCAAUGUUCUGUAGUUCCAUAGUGUUCUGUAGUUCCAUAUCUCAUAGUGUUCUGUAGUCCCAUAUCUCAUAUAGUGUUCUGUAGUUCCAUAUCUCAUAUAGUGUUCUGUAGUUCCAUAUCUCAUAUAGUGUUCUGUAGUUCCAUAUCUCAUAUAGUGUUCUGUAGUUCCAUAUCUCAUAGUGUUCUGCAGUUCCAUAUCUCAUAGUGUUCUGUAGUUCCAUAUCUCAUAUAGUGUUCUGUAGUUCCAUAUCUCAUAUAGUGUUCUGUAGUUCCAUAUCUCAUAGUGUUCUGUAGUUCCAUAGUGUUCUGUAGCUCCAUAUCUCAUUUAGUGUUCUGUAGUUUCAUAUCUCAUAUAGUGUUCUGUAGUCCCAUAUCCCAUAUAGUGCUCUGUAGUUCCAUAUCUAUCUAGUGUUAUGUUAUUCCACAUAUCGCAUAGUUGUUCUGUAGUGUCAUAUCUUCUUAUUUAGGGUUCUGUAGUCCAUAUCUCAUUUAGUGUUCUGUCGUCCAUAUCUCAUCUAGUGUUCUGUAUUCCAUAUCUAUAGUGUUCGUAGUUCCAUAGUGUUACUGUAGUAGUUCUAUACUCAUAUGUGUUCUGUAGUCCCAUAUAUCAUAGGGUUCUGUAGUUCCAUAUCUCAUAUAGUGUCUGUAGGUCCAAUCUCAUCUUAGGUCUGUAUUUCCAUAUCGCCUAGUGUUCUGUAGAUUCCAUAUCUUGUGUUCUGUAGUUAGUUCCAUAUCUCAUAUAGUGUUCUGUAGUCCAUAUCUCUAUAGGUUCGGUUAGUUUCAUAUCAAUAAUCAAAAUGUGCCAUUUAGCAGACGCUCUUUAUCCAAAGCGACUUACAGUUCAUGCGUGACUGAUACAUUUUUAUUUAUGGUAGAAGUACGGAUCGAACCCAUACCUUGGCGUUACAAGCGCCGUGCUCUACAAGUUAGCUACAGAGGACCCACAUCAUAGUGUUCUGUGUUCAUAUCUAUAGUGUUCUGUCAUUUCAUAUCUAUGUGAGUGUCCUGCAGUUCCAUAUCUCAUAGUGUUCGUAGUCCAUAGUGUUUGUCUGUAGUCACCAUAUAAUAUAGUGUUCUGUAGAGUCUCCAUAGUGUUCUGAGUUCCAUAUCCUCUAUAGUGUGCUGUCUGUAGUUCAUAUCAUCAUAUAGUGUUCUGUAGUCCCAUAUCUCAUCUAGUGUUAUGUAUUUCAAUAUCGCAUAGUGUUCUGUAGUCCAUAUCUCAUAUAGUGUUAUGUAGUUCCAUAGUGUAUGUAGUCCAUAUUCAUAUAGUGUUCUGUGUCCCAUAUCUCAUAUAGGUUUGUAGUCCAUAUAUCAUAUAGUGUUCGGUAGUUCCAUAUCUCAUAUGUGUUCUGUAGUUCCAUUCAUAUCUAAUAUAGUGUUCUGUAGUUCCAAUCUCAUUAUAGUGUUCUGUAGUUCAUAUUUCUGUAGUCCAAUAUCUCUAUAGUGUUAUGUAGUUCCAUAGGUUCUGUAGUCCAGAUCUCAUAUAGUGUUCGUAGUUCCAUUCGCUCAUAGUGUCUGUAGUCCCAUCUCUAUCUAGUGUUUGUAUUUACAUAUCGCAUAGUGUUCUGUGUUCCAUAUCUCAUAUAGUGUUCUGUUAGAUCAAUAUCUCAUCUAGGGUUCGUAUUUCCAUACGAUAGUGUUCUGUUAGUUCCCAUAUCUCAUAUAGUGUUCUGUAUUCCAUAUAGCAUAGUGUUCUGUAGUUCCAUAUCUCAUUAUAGUGUUCUGUAGUUCCAUAUCUCAUAUAGUGUUCUGUAGUCCAUAUCUCUAGUGUAUGUAGUUCCAUAUCGCAUAGGUUCUUAGUUACAUAUCUCAGAGGGUUCUGUAGUACCAUAUCUAAUACGUGUUCUGUAGUUCCAAUCUCAUAGUGUUAUGUAGUCCCAUAUCUAUAGUAGCUGUUUGUAUUCCAAUCUACUCAGUGUGCUGUAGCGUCCAUAGUGUUCUGUAGUUCAAUAGUGUUCUGUAGUUCUAUAUCUCAUAUAGUGUCUGUAGUUCACAUCUCAAUAUAGUGUCUGUGUUCAAUAUCUCAUAUAGUGUUCUGUAGUUAAUUCUCAUAGUGUUAUGCAGUUUCCAUAUCUCAUAUACGUGUUUUGUAGUUCCAUAUCUAUAGUAGUGUUAUGCCUAGUUCCAUAUAUCAUAGUGUUCUGUUGGUCCAUAUCUCAUAGGGUUUGUAGGUAUCCAUAUCUCAUAGUGUUAUGUAGUUCCACAUACUCAUCGUGUUCGUAGGUAUUCAUAUCUCAUAUAGUGUUCUGUAGUCCAUAUCUCUAGUGUUUCUGGCAGUUCCAUAUCUCAUAGGUUAUGUAGUUACAUAGUGUUUUAAAUUUUUACAUUUUAGUCAUUUAGCAGACGCUCUUAUCCAGAGGGACUUUACAGGAGAGCAAUUAGGGGUUAAUGCCCUUUCUUCUUAAGGCACAUCGACAGAUUGUCACCUAGUAGGGCUCGGGGAUUUUAGACAAGCGAACCGUUCGGGUACUGGCCCACAAAUGCUAUUACCCAACUAAAACUUCCGCCCCUAUUGUAGUCCCAUUACUCAUAGUGGUCUAGUUCCAUAUAUCAUAGUGUUUGCCAGUUCCAUUCUCAUAGGUAUGUAGUUCCAUAGGGUCUGUUAUUCAUAUCUCAUGUGUUCUGUAGUUCCAUAUCUCAUAUAGUGUUAUGUAGUUUAUAUCUAAUAUAGGGUUCUGUAGUUUCAUAUCUCAUAUAGUGUUCUGUUAGUUCCAUAUCAAUAUAGAGUUCUGUAGUUUCAAAUAGCAUAAGUGUCUGCGCUUCCAUAUCUUCAAUAGUGUUCUGUAGUUCCAUUAAUAUCAGUGUUCUGUAGUAUCCAUCUCUCAUAGUUUUCUGUAGUUCAUAUCUCAGUGUUCUGUAGUUCAAUAUCUCAUAGUGUUCUGUAGUCCACAUUCAUAGUGUUCUGUAGUUCCACUCAUAUAGUGUUCGCGUAGUUCCAUAUCUCUAGUGGGUCUGACAGUUCCAUAUCGCAUUAGUGUUCUGUAGUUCCAUAUCUCAUGUAAUGUAGUUCAAUUGUUUCUGGUAGUUCCAUAUUCAUAGUGUUCUGUAGUCCCAUAUCUAUAUAGUUGUUCUGUAGUUCCAUAUUCAUAUAGUGUCUGUAGUUCCAUAUCUCAUCGAGUGUUUGUUGUUCCAUUACUCUCAUAAGGAGUUCGUAUUCAUAUCUCAUAGUGUUAUGCAGUUCCAUGAUCUAAUGUGUUCUGUAGUUCCAUAGGUGUUUUACAUUACAUUUUAGUAAUUUAGCAGACGCUCUAUUCCCAGAGCGACUUAACGGAAGCCAAUAGGUAAGUUGCCUUUCUAAGGGCACAUAGACAGAUUUUUCACUAGUCGGCUCGGGGGGAUUAGCAGGGGGAUUAGAACACAAGCGAACCUUUUGUUAAUGGAAACAAUGAUCUACCCACUAAACUUCCCCCUUCUGUAGUCCCAUAUCUCAUAGGGUUCUGAUAGUUCCAUAUCUCAUAGUGUUCUGCAGGUCCAUACUCUAGUGGUUCUGUAGUUCAUAGUGUUCUGUAGUUCCAUUAAUAUCAUGUGUUAUGUAGUUCCAUAUAUUAAUAGUGUUCUGUAGUUUAAUAUCUAAGAUAGUGUUCUGUAGUUUCAUACUAUCAUAUAGUUUUUUGUAGUGUCAAAUCUCAUAUAGAGUUAUGUAGUUCCCAUUAUAUAGUGUUUCUGCAGUUCCAUAUCGCAUAGGGUUUGUAGUUUCCCAUAUUCUUAAUUAUAUUUCUGUAGUUCCAUUCUCAUAGUGUUCUGAGUUACAAUUCUACUCUCAUAGUGUUAUGUAAGUUGCCAAUCUCAUGUUCUGUAGUUCAAUUAGUGUUCGGUAGUACCAUAUUCUCAUAGGUUCGUAGUCAUAUCUCAUAUAGUGUCUGUAGGUCAAUAUAUCUAUAGUGUUCGUAGUCCAUAUCUCAGAUAGUGUUCUGUAGUUCCAAUCUAUAGAUAGAGUUCUGCUAGUUCCAUAUUCUCAUAGGUUCUGCAGUUUAAAUAUCUCAUAGUGUUCUGUAGUUCACAUAGUGUUUUACAUUUUACCAUUUUAGUCAUUUAGCGACGCUCUUACCAGAUGCGACUUACAGGGCCAAUUAGGGUUUAGUGCAUUUCUCUUAAGGGCACAUCGACAGAUUUUUUCACCUAGUCGGCUCCGGGGAUAGAAACCAGCGACCCUUUCGGUUACUGGCGGCACAAUGCUCUUACCCACUAAAACUUCGCCCUCUGUAGUCCUAUCUAAUAGGUUCUGUAGUUCCAUAUAUCAUAGUGUUCUCGAAAGUUCCAUAUCUUCAUUAGUUUCUGUAGUUCACAUCGUGUUCUGUAGUUCCAUAUUCUAUAGUGUUCUGAGUUCCAUAUCUCACUUAUACGUGUUCUGGAGUUCAUAUCUCAACGUGUUCGGUUAGUUUAUUCUUCUUAGUGUUAUGUAGUUCAUAUCUAUUUAGUGUUCUGUAGUUUCAUAUCUCAUAUGUGUUCUGUAGUCCCAUAAUCGCAUAUAGUGUCUUGUAGUCCAUUAUCUCAUAUAGUGGUUAUGUAGUUCAAUAUCUCAUAGGUUCUGUAAGUUCCAUAUCUCAAUAUAGUGUUCUGUAGGUCCAUAUCUCAUAUAGGUUCUGUGGCCAAUCUCAUAUAGUGUUCUGUUAGUUCAGCCAUAUUCAAGUGUUCUGCAGUCCAUAUCUAUAGGUUUACGUAGUUCCAUAGUGUUCUGUCAGAAUUAAUAUUCAUAGUGUCUUAGUUCCAUAUAUUCAUUAUAGUGUUCGUAGCUUUAUAUACAUAAGUGCUUAUGUAGUUUUCAUAUAUCUAGUGUCGUAGUUUCAUAUCUCAUUUAGUUGUUCUGUGUUUCAUAUCUCAAUUCGUGUUUCUGUAAGUCCUCAUAUCUCAUAUAGUGCUCUGAGAGUGCCAUAUCUCAUAGAGUGUUCUGUAGUUCCAUUAUAUCCUAGUGUUCUGUAGUUUCCAUAUCUCAUAUAGUGUUCGGUAUUUCAUAUAUCAUUAUUUUUUAGUGUUCUGUAGUUCCAAUCUCAUAUAGUGUUCUGUAGUUCCAUAUCUCAUAUAGUGUUCUGUGUUCACAUAUAUGUUCUUGUAGUUCCAUAUCUCAUAUAGUGUUAUGUAUCCUAUCUAUCUAGUGUUUGUAGUUCCAUAUCUCAUAUAGUGUUUGUAGUUCCAUAUAUAAUAGGGUUCUGUAUAGUUACAUAUAUUCAUAUAGUGUCUCUGUAGUUACAUAUAUAUAUAGUGUUCUGUAGUUCAUAUCUCAUAUAGUGUUCUGUUUAGUUUUCCAUAGUGUUUUCUGUAGGUCCAUAUAUCAUAGUGUUCUGUAGUCCCAUAUCUCAUCUAGUGUUCUGUUAGUCAAUAUCGAUAGUGUUCGUAGUUCAAUAUCGCUAUUAGUGUCUGUAGAUACAUAUUCUCAUCUAGUGUUCUGAUUUCCAUAUAAAUAGUGUUCGGUUAGUUCACAUAUCUCAUAUAGUGUUAUGUAUUUCAAUAUCGCCAUAGUGUUUGUCCGCUUCCAUAUCUCAUAAGUUCUGUAGUUCCAUAUCUAAUAUAGUGUUCUGUAUAGUUCCCUAUCAUCAUAGGGUUUCUGGCUAGUUACAUAUCUUCAUAGGUUCUGUAUAUUUCCAUUUAUCAUAUCGUGUUAUGUAGUUUCAUAUCUCAUAUAGUUCUGUAGUUUCAUAUCUCUUAGGUGUUCGUAUUUCAUAUUCAUUUAGUGUUCUGUAGUUUCAUAUUCUAAUUAGUGUUCUGUAGUACAAUAUUCUCAUACUAGUGCUCCCUGUAGGUUCUCAUAUUCAAUAGUGUUCUUGUAGUUCCAUUAUCUCAUGUGUUACUGUAGUUCCAUAUCUCUAUAGUGUUCGUAGUUACAUAUCUCAUAUAGUGUUCUGGUUCCAUAUCUCACCUAUAGUGUUAUGUAGUCCAUAUCUCAUAGUGUCUCGCCUUCAGUUCAUAUCUCAUAGGGUUGUAUGUAGUUCCAUAGUGUCUGUAGUUCAAUAUCUCAUAGUGUUCUGUAGUGCAAUAUCUCAUAUAGUGUUCUUAGUUUAAUAUCUAAUAUAGUGUUCUGUAGUUUCAGAUUCUAGUGUUCUUAGUUUCCAUAUCUCAUUGUAGUGUUUCUGUAGUUUCAUAAUCCAUAUAGUGUUCUGUAGUGCCCACAUAUCUAAUAUAGUGCUCUGUAGUUUCCAUAUCUCAUAUAGUGUUCUGUAGUUUUAGUUCCAUAUCUCAACGUGUUCGGUAGUUCCAUUAGCUCAUAUAGUGUUCUGUAGUUCAAUAUCUAUAGUGUUCUGUAGUUCACAUCUCAUAUACGUGUUUCUGUAGUUCCAUAUACUCAUUACUGUGUUCUGUAGUUCCAUAGUGUUCGUAGUUCAAUAUAUUUUUUUCCCCCCCAUAUAGUGUUCUUGUAGUUCCUAUAUCUCAUCUAGUGUUCUGGAGUUCCAUAUCUCAUUAUAGUGUUCUGUUCGUCCUAUCUCCAAAACCGCUGUUCUGUAGUUCAUAUCUCAUAGUGUCAGGUUGUUUUAGUUCACAUUUAAUUUUAUAGUGUUCUGUAAGUUCCAGAUCUCAUAUAGGUCUGUAGUUCCAUAGGUUCUGUAGUUCAUAUCUCAUAUAUGUUCUGUAGUCCAUAUCUCAUUUAGUUGUCUCUGUAUUUACAUAUCGCAUAGUUUUCUGUAAAUUCCAUUAUCUAAAUAGUGUUCUGUAGUUUAUAUUCAGAUCUCAUCCUAGUGUUCUGUCAUUUGCCAUAUAGGAUGUGUCUGUUAGUUCCAAUUAUCUCAUAUAGUGUUUCUGUAUUUCCAAGCGCAUAGCAUAGUGUUCUGUAGUUCCAUAUCUAAGUUAUAGUGUUCUGUAGUUCCAUAUCUCAUAUAGUGUUCUGUAGUUCCAUAUCUCAUAGUGUUCUGUCAGUUCCAUAAUCUCAUGUGUCUGUAGUUCAAUAUCUCAUAGUGUUCUGUAGUCCCAUAUCUAUAGUGUUCUGUAGUUCCAUAUUCUCAAGUUCUGUAUGAGUCCCAUAUUCAUAUAGUGUUACUGAGUUCCAUAUCUCAGUUGUUCUGUUAGUUCCAUAUGUUCUGUAGUCAUAGUGUUCUGUAGUUCUAUAUCUACAUAUAGUGUUCUGUAGUCCAAAUCUAAUUAUAGUGUUCUGUAGUUCCAUAUAUCAGUGUUUGCGUGUUCCAUUAGAGGUUUCUUGUAGUUCCAUAGGUUCGGUAGGUCUAUUUUGUUUUUCUUCUCAUAUCGUGUUCUGUAGUACGUUACAAUCUAUUAUAUGUUUCUGUUGUAGUUCCAAUAUGUUUUAUAUUGAGAGGGAGGGGACGGCCCCCCGCUGUAGAGCACCCCCCUUUUUUUUUCUUACUUCCAAGGGCCCCCAGAGCGUAACCGCAGACCACUUUCCCUGCUUCUUUUCAUCAUUUGGUGUAACAGGGAGGUGCGGAAACGCUGUCAUGAGUUCUUUCACAGACCAGCUACCCACCUCCCUGCCUUUGCUCCCUAUCAAAUGUCUCAUUUGGUCUCGAAUUGUUUUUUUAUGUUUUUGUUGGCCCUAUUUUUCAUUUUUUUCUUUCCCCCCCCCCCUAUUGCUUAAUAUCUAUAGUGUUCUGCAGUCCUAUUCAUAUAGUGUUCUCGUAGUUCCAUAUCUCAGGUUCUGUAGGGUCCAUAGUGUUCUGUAGGCUACAUAGUGUUCUGUAGUUCUAUACUCAUAUGUGUUAUGUAGUUCCAAAUCUCUCUUCCCCUCUUUCAUAUAGUGUUUGUAGUUCCAUAUCUUCCGUGUUCUGUAGGUUUUCAUUAGUGUUCUGUAGUCCAUAGCCUCGCUUCUGUAGUCUAUAUCUCAAUACUGUCUUCUGUGUUCCACAUCUCAUAUAGGUUCAUGUUCGUCCACCAUAUCCCUCAUACCUAGUUGUUCUGUAGUCCAUCUUUUGAUAUCAUAGUGUUCUGCAGUUCCAUACUCCCCUAUAGUGUUCUGUAGUUCCCAUAUCUCAUAUCCCCAGUGUUCUGUAGUUCUAUCUCAUAGUGUCUCUGUAGUUCCAGAUCUAUAGUGUUGUAGUUCCAUAUCUAUAGUGUUCUGUAGUUCAAAUCUCAGAGUGUUCUGUUCGUCCAUAUCUCAUAUGUGUUCUGUAGCUAGGUCCAUAUCUCAUAGUGUUCUGCAGAUUCCCACUAUAUAUAGUGUUCUGUAGUUCCAUAUAUCUCAAUGUUCUGUAGUUCCAUAGUGUUCUGUAGUCCCUAUCUCAUAGUGUUAUGUAUCCAUAUCUCCAUAUAGGGGUUAUGUAGUUUCCAUAUCUCAUAUAGGUGUUCUGUAGUUCCAUAUCUAAUAUAGUGUUCUGUAGUUCCAGAGUCAUAUAGAGUUCUGUAGUUCCCUAUCUCAUAGUGUUCUGCAGUUCCAAUCUAAUAGUGUUAUGUAGUUCAAAAGUGUUUUGUUUUACAUUUUACAUUUACGUCAUUUAGCAGACGCUCGUAUCCAGAGCGACUUAAAAGGAGCAAUUAGGUUAAGUGCCUUUUCUUAAGGGCACAUCGAAACAGAAUUUUUCACCUAGUCGUGGCUAGGGGAUUUUAGAACCAGCGACCUCCUUCGGUUACUGGCAAAAUGAUUCUUAACCCACAAAAUCAGACUCUGUAGUCACAUAUUCAGUGUUCUGUAGUUCAAUAUUCAUAGUGUUAUGCAGUUCCAUAUCUCAUGUGUCUGUACGAUAGUUCCAUAGUGUUCUGUAGUUCUAUCUCAUGUGUCUGUAGUUCCAUAUCUCAUAUUAGUGUUCUGUGUUCAUAUCUUCACACAAGGUUCUGUAGUUCAUAUCUAAUAUAGUGUUCUGUAGUUCCAUAUAUCAGAUAGCGAGUUUGUAGUCCAUAUCUCAUUAGGUUCUGCAGUCCAUAUCUCAUAUAGUGUUCUGUAGUUCCAUUUCAUAUAGUGUUCUGGUAUUCCAUAUAUAUAAGUGUCUGUAGGUUCCAUAUCUCAUAGGUUCUGUAGUUCCAUAUCUCAUAGUGUUCGGUAGUUCCACAUAUCCUAGUGGCUGUAGUUCCAUAUCUCAUAAGUGUUCUGUAGUUCAGAUUCAUAGUGUUUAUGCAGUUCAUAUCUCAUAGUGUCUGUAGUUCCAUAUCUCACUGUUCUGUAGUUUCCAUUAGGGUCUGUAGUUACCAUAUCUUCAUAUAGUGUUCUGUCGUUCCCAUAUUCUCAAUAGUGUUCUUGUAGGCAUUAUAUCAUAGUGGUUCUGCUAGUUCAAUAGCUUAUAGGUUUGUAGUUCAUAUAUCAUAGUGUUCUGUAGUUCCACAUCUCAUGUGUUCUGUAGUUCCAAUCUCAUAUAGUUUUCUGUAGUUCCCAUAUCUCAUUAGUUUCUGCGUUCCAUAUCUCAUAGUGUUUCGUGUAGUUCCAUACUCAAGUUCUGAGUUCAUAGGGUGCGGUAGUUCCAUAUCUCUAGUGUUCUGUAGUACCCUAUAUCAUAUAGUGUUCUGUAGUUACAUAUCUCAUAUAGUGUUCGUAGUUCCAGAUUUCAUAUAGUGUUCUGUAGUUCCAUAUCUCAUAUAGAGUCGUUCGUAGUUCCUAUUCUCAUAGUGUGCUGCAGUUCAUAUAUCCAUAGUUGUUCUGUAGUUCAUGUGUUUACAUUUUUACAUUUAGUCAUUAGCAGACGCUUCUUAUCCAGGCACUACAGGAGCAUUAGGGUUAAGUGGCCUUUCUUAAGGGAAAUCGACAGAUUUUUCACCUAGUAGAUCGGGGAAGAACCAGCGACCUUUCGGGUAAUGGCACAAUGUUUAACCACUAAAAUUCCGCCCUUCCUGUUAGUCCAUAUCUAAUAGUGUUGGUAGUUCCAUAUCUCUAGGUUCUGGACAGUUCAUAUAAAUAGUGUCUGUAGUUCCAUAGUGUAUGUAAGUUCCAUAUCUCAUUACGUGUUCGUGUAGUUUCCAUAUUCAUAUAGUGUUUGUAGUUUUUCAUAUAUUAUAUAGCGUUCUGUAGUUUAAUAUAUCAUGAAGUGUUCUGUAGUUACAGAUCUGUAUAUAGAGUUCGUGUAGGUUCCAUAUCUCAUAGUGUUCUUGCAGUUCACAUAUCUACCAUAGUGUUCUGUAGUCCAUAUCUAAUAUAGUGUCUGUAGUUCCAUAUCUCAUAGUGUUUGCAGUUGCCAUAUCUCAUAGUGUUUCUUGAGUUACGAUAUAAUGCUUCUGAUAGUUCCAUAGUGUUAUGUUAGUUCCAAUCAAUAGUGUUCUGUAGUCCCAUAUUCAUAUAGUGUUCCUUGUAGUUCCAUAUCUAAAUAGUGUUCUGUAGUUCCAUAUCUCCUUAGUGUUCGUAGUUCCAAUAUCAUAUAGAGUUCCUGUGUGCUAUUCAUCGUGUUCUGCAGUUCCAUAUCUAUAGUGUUCUGUAAGUUCCAUAGUGUGUUACAUUUACAUUUUAGUCAUUAGCAGCCAAGAACGCUCUUAUACAGAGCGACUUACAGGAGCAAUUAGGGUUAAGGGCCUUUCUUAAGGGCACAUCGACAGAUUUUUCACUAGUCGGAUCGGGGAUUAGAACCAGAGAACUUUCGGUGGUUUACUGGACAAUGCUCUACCCACUAAAAUUCCGCACUCUGUAGUCCAAUUAGUUCAUAGUGUUAGUAGUUCCAUAUCUCAUAGUGUUCCUGCAGUUCAUCUCUCAUAGUUUCUGUAGUUCCAUAGUUUUAUGUAGUUCCAUAUCUCAUAGUGUUCCGUAGUUCCAUAUUCUAUAUAGUGUGCUGUAGUUUCAUAUCAUCUAUAGGUGUUCUGUAGUUUCAUACUUUAGUGUUCUGUUAGUUUAGAUCUCAUUUAGUGUUUGUAGUUUCAUAUCUUCAAUAGUGUUCUGUAGUCCCAAUCUAAUAUAGGGCUCUGUAGUCCAUAUCUCAUCUAGGGUUCUGUAGUUCCAUAUCUCAUAGUGUUACGGUAGUUCCAAUAUAAUAUAGUGUUCUGUAGUUCCAUCUCAUAUAGUGUUCUGGAGUUCCUAUCUCAUAUAGUUUAUUGUAGUCCAUAUCUUAGUGGUUAUUGCAGUUCAUAUCUCAUGUGUUCUGUUAGUUCCAUGUGUUCUGUAGUUCAAUAUCUCAUAGUGUUCUUAGUUCCAUAUCUCAAUAUAGUGUUCUCAUGUAGUUUCUAUCUCUUAGUGUUCUGUAAGUUUCAUAUCCAUGUAUGGUUCUGGUAGUUUUAUAUCUCAUAUAGGUUCUGUAGUCCCAUAUCCGCAGAUAGGAUCUGUCGUUCCAUAUUCAUAUAGUGUUAUGUAGUUACAUAUCUAAUUAGUGUUUAUGUAGUUCAUAUCUCAUAUGUGUCUGUCGUUCCAAUCUCAUAUAGCUGAGUUCCUGUAGCCGCUCCAUAUCUCCCAAUGAGUGUUCUUGUAGUUCCAUACUCAUAUAGUGUUCUGGAGUUCCAUAGUGUUGUAGUUCCAUAUCUUCAUAUAGUGUUCUGUAGUUCCUAUCUAAUUAGUGUUUCUGUAGUUCCAUAUCUCAUAUAGUGUUCUGUAGUUCCAUAUCUCAUAGUGUUCUGUAGUUCCAUAUCAAUCAAUCAAUCAAUUUUAUUUCAUAUAGCCCUUCUUACAUCAGCUAAUAUCUCGAAGUGCUGUACAGAAACCCAGCCUAAAACCCCAAACAGCUAGUAAUGCAGGUGUAGAAGCACGGUGGCUAGGAAAAACUCCCUAGAAAGGCGAAAACCUAGGAAGAAACCUAGAGAGAUAUCUCAUAUAGUGUUCUGUAGUUCCAUAUCUCAUAUAGUGUUCUGUAGUUCCAUAUCUCAUAUAGUGUUCUGUAGUUCCAUAGUGUUCUGUAGUUCCAUAUCUCAUAUAGUGUUCUGUAGUUCCAUAUCUCAUCUAGUGUUCUGUAGUUCCAUAUCUCAUAUAGUGUUCUGUAGUUCCAUAGUGUUCUGUAGUUCCAUAUCUCAUAGUGUUCUGCGGUAGCGUAUCUUGAUGUGAUUACUGGUACUGCAGCUUUGACUUGCUCUUUGAUGAACACAACACGCAAGUGUCAGCUUGUUUCACCAGGAAGUAGUUUAGUUAUCUUGCUUCAGUGCUCUAAUACUCCUUACUGUAUAUAUUUGUCACCACCCACGUAGAUGUUCCAUGACAUUAACUAGCCUAUGUCCCAGAACACUUUUGUAAACUGUUUAGGUUUUUUCCAUUGUUGUAUGUUUUCUGUACAAAAGGAGGAAAUGUCUUCUCUAACUGAAACAGUGAGCACACUUCCUUUGACCUACACAAGUCUCCAGUCUAUCCCUUACCCUGUCUCUGUUUGUCCAGUCUGUCUCUGUGUGUUCAGUCUCUGACCCACUCCCUCUCUCCCUCCAGGUAGUGUGUGGUGUCCAGAACCGAUCCAGCCCUGUGGGCCAUACGAGACCAGACCUGGAGAGCAGGCCCGGGCCGCCACCAGAGACCACCACCAUGCCUUAACAGCCUGCGCCUGCUCCUCAACACCCUGUCCCCCCAGCCCCUCUCACCGUCCCCCUCCCUCCCUGUGGAUGCCCCCCUGCCUGGUGGUGGUGGCGGAGGAGCCUCCUCUGGUGGGGAGAUGAGAGGGGAGCGGGGGGGUUCUGGGUCUGAGAGGGACCUCCACUCAGCAGCCUCAUCCAUCAGCCUGCCCUCCAUCAGGAAAACCCCCAAGAAGAGACGCCUCUCCCUGCGCUCGCUGUUCAGCCGGCGCCACCGUGGGGACCGAGACCCCAAGAGGAAAUCCCAGGACUUACAGUGUGGCGGUGUGGACGGGAUCGCCAGCGUGGAGAGCAUCCAUUCAGAGAUAUGUCAUGGAGACAAGACCUCGACGCUCUCCGCCCCCGUUGUGGCCUCUUCCUCCUCUGAGCUCCUGGAGUGUCCUCUCUGUCUCCUCCGCCACGCCAGAGACCGUUUCCCAGACAUCAUGACCUGCCACCACCGCUCCUGUGCGGACUGCCUGCGCCAGUACUUGCGGAUAGAGAUCAGUGAGUCGCGCGUCAACAUCAGCUGUCCAGAGUGCUCUGAGCGGUUCAACCCCCACGACAUCCACAUCAUCCUGGGAGACCAGCCCCUCAUGGAGAAGUAUGAGGAGUUCAUGUUGAGGCGGUGGCUGGUGGCUGACCCUGACUGCCGCUGGUGCCCCGCCCCCGACUGCGGGUAAGAGACACACCCCUCAGGGGAAUAGGCAGUUUAUACAAUUUAAAAAACAUUACAAUACAUUCACAGAUUUCACAACACACUGUGUUCCCUCCGGCCCCUACUCCACUACCACAUAUCUACAGUACAAAAUCCAUGUGUGCGUGUGUGUAGAGGACGUGUCUUAUCAUGUGUUUGUGUGUCUGUGCCUGUGUGUGUCUCUUCACAGUCCCCGCUGUUCCAUAAGGUGUAUUUUUAUCUUUUUUUAAAAAUUUGAUUCUACUGCUUGCAUCAGUUACCUGAUGUGGAAUAGAGUUCCAUGUAGUCAUGGCUCUAUGUAGUACUGUGCGCCUCCCAUAGUGUGUUCUGGACUUGGGGACUGUGAAGAAGACUCUGGUGGAAAUGUCUUGUGGGGUUGCAUGGGCUGACCGAGACUUGCGCAGUAGUUCAAACAGACAGCUCGGUGCAUUUCACCAUGUCAAUACCUUAUAAAUACAAGUAGUGAUGAAGUCAUCUCUCCUUCACUUUGCCAUUAGGGGUUGACAACUAAAUCUUGUUAUAAAUAAUGUGGAAAUUGAGCAAGUUGAGGUGACUAAACUGCUUGGCGUACCUAGAUUAAUGUUUACUCUCGGUGUACAUCCAAGGGCCAGCCGUGCUGCCCUGUCUGAACAUUGCAAUUUCUAACCCUCUUUGGGCCCCUGACCACACGACUGAACAGUGGCCACUCUUGUGGCACUGACCACACGAUCUGAACAGUAGUCCUUUGGUGGGCACUACCAUUCACUUCUGAGACAGACCUGACCUCUCCCGCCUCGUUGUGCUCUUGUGCACCUGA